AUGACACAUCAGUGACGCAGUGAAAACAGGGCGCCGUGCUGCUGGCGGUGAGUUUAAAGAGUCUCGGUGGGAGAGCAGCGGUGGAUCAGGUUGUUGCUGCUGCAUGUGUACUAUCACACUGUUUGCCCUGAACCAGAGGAGAUGCCAAACGACAGCAUGCCACUGCAGGAUCUGCCCUGCCUGAGUCUUCAGGGCUCCAUGUUGUCUCAGUACAACAGGACCAACAAACGCAAGUCCAGAGCCUUCCUCAGUGAGGGUCUGGACACCGAGUGCACUCCAACAGAGCUCAUCCAGCAGUGGUCACCACCACACAAGCACCAGCGGCUCAUCACCAAGGGAAAAGAGAAUGAUGACAACCAGUUUGUCCUGGCCAGGAGAUCGAGGAGGAGGAAGGAACCCCCGGCAGGGAUAUUAUGGGACAGCCUACCAGAUGAGCUACUUCUCAGGAUCUUCUCCUGCCUCCAUCUGCAGGACCUCCUCAGAAUAUCUGUAGUUUGCAAACGCUGGCAUCGCUUGGUGUUUGAUGAGUCUCUGUGGUACAGCGUGGAUCUGGAGGGGUUGACCCACAUGGGCCCAGCUCUGCAGCAGGUGCUGAAGACUGGAGUCCGCAGGCUGCGCUGCCCUCGCACCUUUGUGGAAGAGCUUCACUUCACGGCCACAGACCCUCUGCAGAUAGUUCAGAUGGAUCUGUCCAGCUCCAUCAUCCCUACUACUGCCCUGGAGAGCAUCAUCUGUCACUGCAGACUGCUGCAGUAUCUGAGCCUGGAGGGUCUGCACCUGUCAGACAACAUUAUCUGCUCUCUGGCCAAAAACCCCAACCUGCUGCAGCUCAACCUGAGUGGCUGUUCUGCCUUCUCUGCUCCAGUUGUGGCUGACAUGCUGAAAUCCUGCUCCAGUAUAGAGCAGCUGAACAUAUCAUGGUGCAGCUUUAACAAUGAUCAUGUGAAGAGUGUUGUAAAUAAUCUUAGUCCCAGUGUUACGCACCUCAACCUCAGCGGCUACAGAGAGAGCCUCACACUGGAUGAUGUGAAGGUGCUGGUGGAGAGAUGCCCCCAGAUUGAAACUCUAGACUUGAGUGACAGCACUCUGCUGAUGGCCGACGUCUUCCCUGUCCUCAAACAACUCCAGUGUCUGCGGCAUCUGUCCCUGAGUCGCUGCUAUCACAUUCACCUUGCUGCUCUCACCGACCUGGGUAAACUGUUCCCUGCGCUGGGCCUGCUGGACGUGUUUGGCCUCGUACAGGACAGCCAGCUGCCCUCACUGAAGAAGGAGAUGCCUCACGUCAGCAUCAACUCGCGGCUGUUCUCUAGCGUUGCCCGGCCUAUGCCUGCCAGCAGGGUGGUCAGCUCCUCUAGCGAGCACACCAUGUGGAACAGACCGUGCCGGCUCAGGUUCAGAUUGUAACCAGAACCACUGCACCUCCCUUGUGCUUUUAAGCUGAGGUAGUUUCUGUUGCCGAGCGUUGGGUUCUGCAGUAUUCGAACACAUACAGGUGUUCUCACCUGGUGUGCAGUGAUGGAGCCAUGUUUCAGUGUUUAUUGGUGCUACAAGUGAUGCUUUUAGUCUUGCUGGUAUUAACGGUACUCGAGGCCACUUGGUGGACUAGGCCUUUAAGUACUGAACAUGCAAGCUUGUAGAGAAAUGCAAUACUUUUUAUUUAGGAAAGUCAGUUCUGCAUGUUGAAUCCAGCUCUUGCUGGAUGUGUUAAGAGAAACUUUGAAUGGAUCUUUGAAUUUUUUUAGGUUCUAAUAAUGUGUUAAUUUAAAAUAUUUUGUAAGGGGAACAUGGUUUAAAAGGCUCAGAUGAAACAAUGUUAAAAGAAGUAUUGACAUUUUAAUAGUAUGGUUGUAACAGGUCCUGUUCUCACCUGUAAUAAUGAGAGGACAGUUGAUUUUAAUCAGUGAACAAAUGUUAAUGUAAAAUGAUGUGUAAAUGUUGAAUCUCUGGGUCUUCUUGUUAUACCACGUUGUUGAAGAGACACUAUUUUUAUACGCAGGCUUACCCGUGUUCACCACUGUAAUACCUGGACUGAGUUAUUAGUGUACAUUUCACUUCUGUCCAGCUGGACAUUAGGUCAGUGUACAUGUGUUGUUUUUGCCAUUUUAUCUUAAUGUCAAACCCACUGAAGUUUUAACUGUUCAUUUCCCCUUGGAGCCUAAACAUUAAACUGCUGAAAACAGUUCAUUUUGUUUGAACUCAUGAAACAAAUUCAGUUUGUCUUCAUUUUGACUCUGAAAGUAUCUGUUUAAUGAAACGCCUUAAUUUAAGGCCCAUUUAACGGCCUUCCUUAGGACCUUCAGCCACAUCUCCUGGUCCUCAUCAGUUGUCUUGGAGAUGUGUGUGAGGACGAUUUUGUCAAACUGUUGUUGUGAACUGUAUUGGUUGGUCCUUAACUUGAAAAAGCUGAGGAUUCGGACUCCAAAAAUGUUUCUCAAAGAUUCUCAGUGGGGCUGAGGUCUGGACACUGGAGGCCAAUCCAUGUGUGAAAAUGAUGUCUCAUGCUCCCUGAACCACUCAUUGACAAUAUGAGCCCCAUGAAUCCUGGCAUUGUCAUCUCGGAACAUGCCCAGGCCAUCAGGGAAGAAAGACCUGGUCUUGCAGUAUAUUCGGGUAGUCAGCUGACCUCAUUCUUUGAGAACAUAACAUUGCUGAACCUGACCAAGCCCAGAUUAUAAUCCUAAUCCCCACAGACUUGUAGGCAUUUGCGAUGAGUGCAUCACUUCAUCUGCCUCUCUUCUUACCCUGGUGCGCCCAUCACUGUGGAACAGGGUAAAUCUGGACUCAUCACUGUACAUGCAUGUAAAUCUACAUCUGAUCUGUAGAUCAAUUAAAUUCCUGUUUGAGAUAGAUGAAAUGUA
Molecule: messenger RNA, 2858 nt
Organism: Amphiprion ocellaris (clown anemonefish)
Lineage: Eukaryota; Metazoa; Chordata; Actinopteri; Pomacentridae
Gene: skp2
Product: S-phase kinase-associated protein 2, E3 ubiquitin protein ligase
Exons: 10
Coding region: 142-1404 (420 amino acids)
Molecular function (GO): protein binding
Source: RefSeq, a predicted model, not a curated record